AUGGCGGCGGAGAGCGUGGGCGGCGUGCAAGUGCGCAACCUCGACCUGUACUCGGCAAUCCUCACGAUCAGCCACCUGGCGCCGCUGCACGCCGGCAACUACACGUGCACGGCCACCAACGACGCCGCCAGCGUGCGCCACACCGCCCCUCUCAACGUCAAUGGUAACUGUCUGGUGUUUGUUAGGUUUGGGUUUAUUUCUCUCACGCUUUCUCCCGUUCUCUCCCUGGCUGGUGCGAUGCGUGCCUCUUGGCGCCUCCCUUGGGCUGCCCGGCGCCGUGUAGAACCCCCAGUCAUCAGCCCUUUCAGCUUUGGCCCCACCAACGAGGGCGAGCGGGUGAGGGUGGUGUGCGCGGUCAAGCGAGGCGACCCGCCGGUCACGCUAGUCUGGCUCAAGGAUGGCGCGCCCAUCGCCCAGGACACGGCCGCCGGCCUCACCAUCCUUGCCCUCGACCAGUACUCCAGUUCCCUCCUUUUGCCUCACGUCCACGCACACCACAGUGGCAACUACACGUGCCAGGCCACCAACGCCGUCCGCUCGGUCUCCCACUCAGACAUCCUCGACAUUCAAGUGCCUCCAUCGUGGAUUGAAGCUCCCAGGGACACCUCAGUUACCCUGGGGGGCUCUGUCGUCGUCCCCUGCCACGCCCACGGGUCUCCCACGCCCAAGGUGACCUGGAGGCGCACUCGAGAGGACCAGCCAGGCCAAUACAGCCCGAUCCUCGGCAGCGGGCAUGGGCAGGGCGUGGGCGUGGCGAUGAACGGGAGCCUGGUGGUUGUGGGCGCGCGGUCGGAGGACGAGAGUCAGUACCUGUGCGAGGCGGUGAACGGGGUCGGCGGGGGGCUGUCGGCGCUCAUCUCCCUCACAGUCAAUGCGCCCCCUCGGUUUGACCCCGGGUUGCAGCGGCAGGUGUCAGUGCGAAGAGGGUCCCGUGCAACCCUUCUGUGUCAUGCCCACGGAGACCCGCCCAUCACUCUUCUUUGGCAGGCCACCCACACUCGCGUGCAUGACCACAGCGUGGUUCGCGAGGUCGACGGCGGGGCGCGGGGUGAGCUGGUCAUCCCCGCAGCCAAGAUGGAGGACGCCGGUGACUACACCUGCACGGCCUCCAACUCCUACGGCAGAGACUCCUUCGUGGUGUCGCUCGUGCUAUAA
Molecule: messenger RNA, 1155 nt
Organism: Penaeus monodon (black tiger shrimp)
Lineage: Eukaryota; Metazoa; Arthropoda; Malacostraca; Decapoda; Penaeidae
Product: Down syndrome cell adhesion molecule-like protein Dscam2
Exons: 6
Coding region: 1-1155 (384 amino acids)
Biological process (GO): homophilic cell-cell adhesion; synapse organization
Cellular component (GO): neuronal cell body; plasma membrane; axon
Molecular function (GO): axon guidance receptor activity
Source: RefSeq, a predicted model, not a curated record